Molecule: messenger RNA, 4069 nt
Organism: Stylophora pistillata
Lineage: Eukaryota; Metazoa; Cnidaria; Anthozoa; Scleractinia; Pocilloporidae
Source: RefSeq, a predicted model, not a curated record
UUGAAUUCACUUAUCAAGGAGAAGUUCUAAACUUGUUCAUUAUUUUAGUAAAUCUGCAAUUAUUUCAGUUUUGAACAAGUACCUGGCAGAUUAAACUCUAUUUAAAGGUGGAUUUCUAAAGUUGCAUAAGUUUAAAUUUGGUGUGUAAAACAUGCAUAAAGAAAAAGUGGGUAUUGAGGAAUUUCCACUACUUCAUUAAAAUGAAAAAGAAUGCCUAAUCAUCGUGAAAAACUCAGACCUUUUCGUACAAGUUAAAGCUAAGGCUGUUCAACUUUUCUCUGCACUCUUAGCUUGCAAUUAAGACAUGACUUUGUGUGAAACACACAUACAUGCAGAUAAGUGGAAAUAUAAUGACAACAUGUAGUCAACAGAUGCAUUGAUACAUUCCAAGUAAACAUUAAUUGGCAAAAAGAAGAGAGUCAAAAUGUAGCUUUAAAUUGGUCCUGCUAUCUAAUAUCAAGUCUGCAAUCUCCAUGCUUCCAGGCAAUUAAUGGGCAAAUUUUACAGGUGACUGUACGUUCAAUUUCCUGAAUUUCAACUUGUUGUCUUGAUGAGAAGUUUCUUCUUCAAUCUGAGGAAUGAAUUUUUGGGAAGCUGGUAGACUACUAGUGUCCCUAGGAAUUACACAGACCUUAAGCUCUGGCAUUUAACACUAAUAAGAGUGAAAUCAAUGUAAAUGAGUAAACAUGCAGAUCUUUACAAAAGAGGUACAAGUCAGAAUUAAGUUACACCAAGUUACAUCAUUUGACCUUGUAAUUUAGUUGUUGUUACAUUCCAUGUUUGAAUGAUCAUUCAACUAGGGGAAAUGAGAUAAGUUCAACUGCUUUCAAGAAUGACAUGUGUAUUGAUUCAAUGGAACAGCCAAUAGGAAGUGAUGUUGAAUUGUAUGAAUGCCAUGGUGAAGGAAGAAAUCAGGCCUGGGCUCUGUCAAAUGGGUUUAUCAAAAACUUUGCUCAUGAUAUCUGCUUGAGGUCUACUGAUGGGUUUUCUGGAAGCCCAGUUGAGACAGCAACAUGUGAUCCCGAUGACAAUCAACAGAAAUGGAGACAUGCAAAUGGAGCUAUCAUGUUAGUGGAUGAUGAAAGUGACAAAUGCCUUGAGGCAGACAUUUUCACCAAGAAACUUUCCAUCAAAGUUUGUGACAGCAAGAAAGAAUCUCAGCAAUGGAAGUUAUGACCUGGUCUUGAUGGAAAAUGUCAAACUAAUUUAGUGCCAAUUUUGAUGGAAUUCUUUUACUCUGUUUGGAGUGUAAAAUAGUUAUUGAUAGUGGAGAUAAUAAUACUGAUAAUAUUAGGUGCACAGAUAAGUGAUAUAUAUUUGCAGAAAUGGCUUUCAUCAAGGAUAAUAAAUUGUAUUUUAGAAAUACAUGCCAUGUAUUUUUAGUUUUUAAUAUUUAGAUAAACAGCUGCCAAAGUAGCUGAAGUUCUUUGAGUGAGCUAGCUAGCCUGCUGUUUAUUUACAGAGAACAGAAAAGAAAGAAAUAGAAAAAAAAAAAUGGUUACAGAAGUUAAUAAUAGCUAAAUAUUGCUGCAUGAAAAUUCAAAGAGCAAUUAUUAAGUCUGAAACAUCUGGUCUAUUGUGAAAAUUAUUACUUAAUUCAAUAGAUCUAGAUUAGGAUAACUGCUUCCCUGGUUACAGUGAAAAAAGACUUCAAUAAUUACAGGUUGGGAAAUUUGAAAAAAAAUUAAAAAAUAAAAAGCAAAUUACUUAUUAAGAGUUUUCAAAUAACAGAGUAAAGUAUGCAAUUUUACCAGAGAACUCUUAUUUUGCCUUAGCUAUGCAAGUGUAAAAUGAAUGAAAUUUUUUAGUAGUAUCAGAUAGGACUUGGACUUCAAUAAAGUUGAUAUUUAUAUUAAAAAAACUAUUAGUAGUAUUAUAACUAUCAUAACUAUGACUAUUAUUACUUGUCCUUAGCUAGAAAGUUGUGCUACUCUGAACAUUCUGGUUUUUCGAAGUUUCCAGAAUUUAGCUUUUAACAGUAAUGUGAAUCACAAACUUUUUUCAGGAAAGUAAUGUGAAGGCAAACUGUUGUACAAAGUGUAGACUUCUUUUCAUGUGCAGUUUCUCUAGACUCCCUUUGAUGGGUUUUAUUUGACUGUUUGGGGAGCAGAUAAGUCAACUGGAGUUGUUCCAGCCAUGAAAAUAGUAGGAAGAAGUUAUGUUACUUGUUAAAUAUUUCCCUUCCCUCCCCACCGGCUACGUGGAGAGGAUUGUGACUACAUCAAACAGUGAGGAGCGCUAUAGAUAGAUUGAUAGAAACUUUAUUAACGUGUCAAAGAACCUUCCAGUUUGGGAGAUAUCCCAUACUAGUAUGGGAACAAAUUAGUAACCAAUCAGAGAAAUGGGAAGUGCGCAUACCUCGAUCCACGCAAAUUUCCCCAUCUGUGAGUCGAAUGGAGACCAUGGGUAACCUGUGCUUGAGCCCAGUCUCUGGUGCUUAUUCCACCCGAACGCCUGUCAGUAUUUAGACUUGUAAGGAUUUGUAACUAUGGUAAUCGAGUGAGCAAGCCCUCGAAGAAGAGACGAAUUUAUUCGAAUACCAUUCCCGAUUUGCUUAUUUAUCGACCAAAAGCCUUUCGGAUAUGCUCUUGGGAACCAUUCAAAUAACUGGCGAAGAUCUGAGGGACGCCGAGGUCAAGGGAAUUUGUGAGUCGUUGAACGACAACAGUAUUCGAAUCCUGUCUUUGCGGGGCUGUAGAAUUCAUGACGAAGAUUUCAAGAAGUUGAUGGAUAGUUUGAAAGAAUGCGAAUCUCUGGCUCAGCUCAAUUUAAACUUGGGAGUAUGCAACGGAAAGCACCGAAUCAAAUGGCUUUCCGAAGCUUUGGUUGCCAAUAAAUAUCUAACAUCGUUGUUCUUGCAUGGAACAUCCCUUGGAGAUGAAGGCCUGGAGUGUUUAAUGCCAGCUCUUCAAUUACAUCCCAGACUGCAAUCUCUGGAUUUUGGUGACUGCCAACUCGGAGAUGACAGCAUCAAACAAAUUUGUACACUUCUUCCCUUGACUGAAGGAAGAGAAGGUCUCGUUGAACUUACGCUGUCAGCAAACCAGGGAGUGACACCUCUGGGAUGGACACAGCUUGCCAUAGCCAUAGCUGCAAAUUCGCAGUUACAAAAUCUUUAUCUUGACUAUAACAACAUUGGUGAUUAUGGGGCUGGUGUGCUUUCUGUUGCUCUGGCAGCAAGCUCUUCACUAGAAAGAGUUGAUUUGGAAGGCUGUGGAGUAAGUGAAAAGGGAGCAGAGAUGUUCUUUGCUGUUAUUGCUAAUUACCCCACAAAAAUGCAGGAACUAGUUUUGUUUGAAAAUAAUGUCAGUGCGGAACUUAUCGGUCAGAUCAAUGACUGUUUGAAUCAGAAGUCUCAAGGCUCUGCAGAGGACCAGGAAAGUCCUGAGAAGUCACUGGAGGAUGAUCAAAACAAUCAGGUUGCUUGUUGAUCACCAAGUUGAGUUGGGUCAUUGAAGUUUCAUAGUCUACUUCAAGGCUGGAAUGUUCAGUGACAGAAAACUGGCAUGUGAAACUGAAUCCCAUCGUCCAGAUUUUGCUUUUUAUGUUUAAGAAGGCAAAAGCACGAUUAUCACAGAAGUUAGGUAGUUUAGAGACUGACCUUACUUGGCUUGUCAACCCUAGAGCUCAAAGAGAUGUUUACCAAUGUUAUUUCACAUAUUUCCAGGAUAUAACCCAUACCAGGUAGCAGGAUGAUGAAUAUUAGACCCACAAAUCAGCUAGGGCUUAUUUUCUUUGUCGAUAGGACACCAGGCUUGCUAGGUUAUUUCAAAAGACAACAAUGGCAUAGCUAGAAAGAAAAGUUUAUUUUUGUAUGGAGCAUGUCUAAUUAUGGAAUAUCCAAUACCUUUUUAACCCUAAAUAAUGACCAAUACAAAAUUUUUCCUUGAGUUACAAUAUCAACACAACAAUUGAGCUUGGCCGGCCAACCCACCCAGAUAUUAACUCUUUGUGUGUCCGGUUGAGUAGUGAAGGCAAAAUUUGAGCAGAUAAAUAAGUAAUGAGAAUAAAGAAAAUUGUCAAUUAGGGGACUAUUAGUUGAUCCAAUACCAAUUUCUCCAAUCUAACA